GGUUAACUGCAAACUUUGUCAUAAUUCAGUCGGUGAGGCCACAUUACAGGAUGAGUGCUGGACGGGCAUGUGAGGGCGCGGGCUGCAUCACUUGGUGGGGCUUCAGUCCUGCGCGCGACCUACUGAGUACGGGCCCUGUGAGACUCGAAGGGGAGGUCAAUGUUUUACUGGUUGGCAGUGGAGAUCCACGACAUAUUUUGAAGACCAUUGCUGGUUUGCAGAACGAAGCAAGCCUUCAUGUGUGGGUGAUAGAAAACAGCAUGGAGGAGGUGGCUAGACAGCUGCUGCUCCUCUACCUGGCACUGAUUCCUCAGGAAAGCAUGGGAAAUAAUGAGAAGACAGAGGUUUUCCUGGAGGUGUUUGGGAACAGUGAGAUCCGCAGUCAGACAGAAGAGACACUGAGGCGUGCAGCAUCACAGCUGUCUCUGUCUGUUACCGAAACACUGGAGACACCCACACACCCCUGUCUGAACACAACUCUUCUCAAGUUCAAGGAGCGAGAUGAGCUGGCCAGGAUAUUCAAGUUGUGGAUCCAGCCUCAGUCUUCAUCAUCUUCAUCUGAGUGUUCUGCUCCUAUCUUAAUGUCCAAAGCCUGGGAUUAUCGGGUCAGGCAGCACCUUGGAACACGCUACAACACCAAGAGGGGCUGCUUCGACUGGGACCUUACAAUGAAACUGCACGAGAAAGGGUGUGGUGUCAUCAACAAACAACAAUAUGUGCGAUGGAGGGAACAGGGUUUGGCGUUCGAAAUGAGGGAAUGCGUCUACCAAAUAACCAAUCCAAGUUUGCUCUCUUCAAGAGUGUUCAGUCAGAAACACGACAAAGUGGCUGUCAGGGGCUACUGGGGAGACAUUGUUUCCAGUCCUUACCUCUCCUUUGGCAUUGAAACUGAUGACAAGAGCCUGCUGAAGACACAGAAUGGGCAACACAUCAAAACAGCCCAGGAUAUCUCUUUUGCAAAUGUACAGGCACUGUUCCAGUCCCUGUCCAGUAGACGGGGCUGCCCCACUACUUCUCAGUCAGACACAGAGGCCCCACAGACUGACCGAAAAUCUGUCACCAUUAAUGACUUGAUGCGUCUGAAUGGAAUCUCUGUGACCUUCCUGCCUAUGGACUCACUUUACAAACUGCCAGAAAAACAGAAAUAUUCCCACUUCUUCAACACCAUCUACUUCUCUGCCAGCUGCGUGCACCAGCUGGGCCCGACAAUGAGACAGAUUGCAGCACCAGACGCUGUGCUUGUCGUGGAGUUGGCCAAGUACAUUUUGGAUCUGAACAAAGAGCAAGAAGCAGGCUUUGCAAAGAAAGUGGUGAGCAUCGCUCUCAAGGCUGAAUUUGAGCCGUGGCAAGCCGGGAAGAGUGAUGACGUCCAUGCUGUUUUCAUACCACAGAAGAAGUAAAGGUGGUUAAUUUAAGCAGGGCUGUUUAGUCUAUAUGUAACAGAUUGAUUGUCAAGGUGAUAUUGCUUAACAGCACAGACAUUUUACAAGAUCUUAUGCAGUCAGAAUUUAUUUUUCCUUCAUAAGGAAGUGUACCAGUCAAUGAGUAGUAACUGUGAGUUGCCUCAGGUAGUAGUUCAUUUUUGUUUGUAGUAGCUGUGAAUUUUUACAUGUUUUAAUUUUCAUGAAUAAUAAUCACAUUUAGUUUCCAAUUUGAAUGACACUUAUAGAAAAUGUCCAUUUUAUGUACACGUGCAUUUUAAUAAUUACAGAUGCAACUGCAAGUGAAUGUAUUUCAAUAAAUGCCACACAAAAAUCUC
Siniperca chuatsi (mandarin fish) is the source of this 1759-nucleotide messenger RNA. RefSeq names its product dynein axonemal assembly factor 3-like. The record is from RefSeq and is a predicted model, not a curated record. The transcript is spliced from 12 exons. Bases 51 to 1400 code for a protein of 449 amino acids. NCBI's taxonomy places the organism in Eukaryota, Metazoa, Chordata, Actinopteri, Centrarchiformes, Sinipercidae. Gene Ontology annotation, biological process: motile cilium assembly; axonemal dynein complex assembly.